UCAUAUCCUACUUAAUAUUCAUGAGCCACACCUUUAAAUACUGCAGAGUUUCCUUCAGUUUCUGAACUCUACACAUCUCUUCUUCAGUCUCCUCGACAUCCUUCAGAAAGUCAUCUUCUGAUUUACUGAGUCGCUGAAUCACAGAGUUUUUAAAGGCAAGCAUCAUCAUGGUGAACUGCUGUGGUCUCGUGUCUGAAAAAAACCAACCAGUUCCUCUGAAGAGUAUCUCGGUGGAGCUGCAGGUCCGGGAUCACGUGGCCUCCGUCAGCUCCUGUCUGCAGUAUGUGAACGAGGAGGAGCGUCCGCUGGAGGCCGUGUUCGUCUUCCCGCUGCCCGCCGACGCCGCGGUCUGUCACUUCAGCGCUAGGAUCGGAGAGCAGGAGAUUGUGGCCGAGGUGCAGGACAAACAGAGUGCGCGGGAUCAGUAUGAUGAUGCUGUGAGCUCGGGCCAGCAGGCGUUUCUGCUGGAAGAGAGCGAGGAGAGUUCAGAUGUGUUCAAACUGAGUGUGGGCUGUUUGUCUCCGGGUCAGAAGGCCUCCAUCACCAUCGUCUACAUCAUCGAGCUCAGUGUCCAGGCCGAUGACGCGCUGCGCUUCUGUCUGCCCGCUGUACUUAACCCACGAUACACACCUGCAGUUUCAGCGGCUGGUGUUCCAGAAGUUUCCUCAGCAUCAGUUAUUCCUUACACUCUGUCUCUGAGUGUUGAAGUGAGAUCUUCAGACCGUGUCUCCAGACUUGAGUCCAGCUGCCCUCUGGAUCCUCUGGAGUUCCUCGACGCGCAACACACUCACGCCAAGGUCAAUCUGAGUCCUGGUCACCGGUUCGAUAAGGAUGUGGAGCUGUUUCUGUAUUAUGAGAAUUCCCAUCAUCCCUCUGCUGUCGUGGAGGCAGGAGCGUCCGUUGCUGAGUCAGGUUCUCUGAUGGGCGACCCAGCGCUCAUGAUCAGUCUGUACCCAGAGUUCCCUGCAGAUGUGAUGUCAUCACUGGCGUCUCAGGGCGAGUUCAUUUUUGUAGUUGACAGGUCAGGCAGUAUGGACUGCAAGAUGCAUCAUGGGAAUGACGCACAGAUGCGCAUCGAAAGUGCAAGAGACACGCUGCUGCUGCUGCUGAAGAGUUUGCCCAUGGGAUGCUACUUCAACAUCUACGGAUUCGGAUCUCGCUUUGAGUCCUUCUUUCCUCAGAGUGUUGUGUACAGCGAGGACACGAUGGAAGAGGCUCUGAAGAGAGUGAAGAGCAUGAGCGCAGACAUGGGCGGCACAGAGAUCCUACAGCCGCUUAAACACAUCUACAGUCAGCCCUGUUACCCAGAUCACCCUCGACAGCUGUUCAUCUUCACUGAUGGAGAGGUGUGGAACACUAAGGAGGUGCUGGAUCUGGUGAAGAGUCACGUUUACUCUCACAGGUGUUUCUCCUUCGGGAUCGGUGAGGGUGCGAGUACGGCUCUCAUCACAGGAAUGGCCAGAGAAGGUUCUGGUCACGCUCAGUUCAUCACAGGCACUGACCGCAUGCAGCCCAAAGUGAUGCAGUCGCUCAGGUUUGCUCUCCAGCCGGCCGUGGAUAAUAUCUCUGUGGACUGGACCGUUCCCGAGGGUGUGACGGUGGACAUGCUGUCCCCAUCCAUCAAUACUCUGUUCCAGGGUCAGAGAGCGCUCAUCUACGCUCAGAUUAAAGGACAGAGUUCAGGACAGACUCAAGGAUCUGUAACUCUGAAAUACAGGCUGAAAGAUCAACCGGUGACUAACCAGCUUCAGUUUACUCUUAAACCAGCAGAGGACACAGGACUGACGAUCCACCGGCUGGCGGCCCGGUCUGUGAUCCGCUCUCUGGAGCUGCAGGAACGAGCCGGAGGAGCAGAAGUGGAGAACAUCAGGAGAAGGAUUGUGGAGCUCAGCGUUCAGGCCGGAGUGAGCAGUGCUCAUACAGCCUUCAUCGGCGUUAAUAAAGACAGCAAACAGACAGUGAAAGGACCGCUGCUGCAGAGGAGAGUGCCAGUAGCACGUAUGAUGCAUGCGUUUGGUGGUCCUGGUAUGAAUAAGUGCGUAGGAAUGGCUCCCAGAAUGAUGAGAUGUUCUGCAAGUCCUAAGAGAACAGCCGUCAUGGCUCCCCGUAAGGCAUUUAAUUCUCCAAUGCCAAGGGCUUCCCGGAAGGCAUUUGAUUCUCCAAUGUCAUGUGACAUACAAUCGAACAGCAUGGGGAUUGAAUGUGAUUCUGUCUCUGAUGAUUGUUAUGAGGCAGAAGCUGAGCCCCAGAAGGACCCUUUGCUCCUGCUGAUCUCUCUUCAGAAAGCUGCGGGAUGCUGGGAGCUCAACGCCUCAUUGGCUGCUGUGUUUGGGAAGACAGAGGACCAGGUGACCAAUCAGAAAGCAGUACAGGUGGAUGGGUCAGUGUGGGCCACCGUCCUCGCUCUCAUCUGGUUAUAUGCGUUUAAAUCAGAUCAGCAGGUGGAGUGGCAGUUUGUGGCCAUGAAGUCGGCAUCAUGGAUCCGCUCUCAGAAACCGAAUGGCCUGUCUCAGUGUGUGUGUGAUGGGAACGCUCUGUUGGGAUGUCAGGUGACUGAAGACAUGCUGGGAAUCUGAAGACUGCAAAUCCUGUGUUCUGAGAAGACAAAAAAUCUCCUAAACAGUUGUGUUGUUUCUGGUAUAAGAUAUGAACAGUUUUUUUUAAGCAGUGGUGUUUUAAGUGUAUGUAAGUUUCAGGACCUGUCCUAAAAUUUAUUUAUGUCUUGCUAUUUUUCAUAUUUUAUCCAUUACUUCAAAUUUAGUGUUUUAACCGCUUCUGCGCGAAUGCUAUUUUGGGUUAGGGUUAAGGUUAGGGCAUUUAGCUAGGGCAUUUUUCUUACCCAAAUUCAAAAGCUUCCCAUACCCACAUGCAGUGGUGUACAUACAAAAGUUUGCUGUCAUUUUACAGGAAAUCAUUUGAAAUUACAUAAAACACUGUUGAAAUUAAUAAAAUGUAUUUUAUAUGUUGUCGGUGUUAUAAUAAAUAAUCUUUUUUUCAGGA
This is a messenger RNA of Carassius gibelio (silver crucian carp), 3000 nucleotides long. Its product is annotated as von Willebrand factor A domain-containing protein 5A. The record is from RefSeq and is a predicted model, not a curated record. The transcript has 22 exons. Lineage: Eukaryota; Metazoa; Chordata; Actinopteri; Cypriniformes; Cyprinidae. The coding region runs from base 168 to 2576 and encodes 802 amino acids.